AUGAAGAACCCGCUAGCCAAGGACGUCAUCGCUUUGACCGGCGACUUUGGCAAAACCAGCACGCAUGAGGCAAUAAAACGCUGGAUCCAGCACCAUGGCGGCAAAUUCGCGACAGAGAUCAAUCAAGAAACAACCCACCUGAUCUGCACAGUGGAGCACUGGAAAAGGAAGGUUGUGGCGGUGAAGCAAGCCAUCCGACACAAGGGAGUUAAGAUUGUUACCUAUGACUGGCUUGAGGACUGUCUGCACCAGAAGACCCAUAAGCGGGAGACGCCAUACUUGCUGGAGACAGUUGUGAAAGAUAACAGGAAAAAGAAGCAUGAGCGCAAGGAGAAGGAAUGGAAGGCCACCAAGAAGGACGUUAGGGAGUUCGAAAAGGGCGCGAAGGCGGCGGAGGCGGCAUUAGGCUCAGGUGGGUCCUCCGCAGAUUCAACCCCAACUUCACCAGUAUCGCCUCCCGGAUCGAAAACGACGUCCUGGGCCGUGGAUGCGCUGUCUCAAGUGCGCAAGGAGCGCAAAGAGCGUGAAAAGAGGGUGAAGAACGCCGACUUCGAGAUAGCAACAGCCAAGGAGACCGUGCCUGAAAACCACCACGUUUACCGCGACGCAACCGGCUUCGAUUACGACAUUACGAUGACGCGAAUUGACUGGGAACACAACCGCAACGAAAGAUACCAGCUGCGCCUCUUCGAAUCCAACACCAAGCCUCACACCUACGCUACCGCCCUCCGCUACACCGCCCCCUCGACGCCUCCAGUUUUGCAGACCCUGAUCCCGAUCAACUCCCCCUACGCCACCGCCUUCUCGGCCUUUCGGCACGUCUUCCGCCUCAAAACACGACUCUACUGGGACGAGCGUCUACUGUCGGCCGUCGAGCUGCACGAGCUGGGCCGCAGCCCAGCCGUCGUUGCCGCGGCGGUUGCAAGAGAUAAGGUUAGGGCGCCCGAGGGCGUGGGGUUGGAGCAUCUGGAGGGGGAGAGCGGGAAGCCGUUUGUAUAUCGCGCGCCGACAAGAGGGAAGCCACAAGGGGCGUUUCCAGAGAUGUGGCUGGAGAAGGGAAGGGGGGCUGAGGAGGGGUUGGAGGGGAUGUUGGAGGGGGUGGUCGUGAUUUAA
Molecule: messenger RNA, 1113 nt
Organism: Coniosporium apollinis CBS 100218
Lineage: Eukaryota; Fungi; Ascomycota; Dothideomycetes
Exons: 3
Coding region: 1-1113 (370 amino acids)
Source: RefSeq, a predicted model, not a curated record